AGUCACACAAGCUUCCAGUGUAACGUUAUAGUCGGUCGGUUAUAUGUAGCGAAGUAUUGAUUUAAAAGGAUCGCUCGCUUAAGACGCGGCUUAUUUACACAGAUUGCACCAACCGUGACAGUAGAACCGGUUUUGGUAGAAAGAGUCUAGCAGUUUUAUUAKAUGUGCUCCUGUGAUGAUUAACCCGUUAUAGUUGACAACCGCCACUUAAAGGAUUAAACGAUGAAUAGAAUCCGUUAAAGGAGGAGUUAUACCUUUUGUUUCUUUCUGUAUAAAAACGGCUCCAACAUACCGUGACCAGAUCAGUAACGCGGAGACAGAAGCGGUGCAAACAUCGRAAGAMGAUACCAAACUCAGGACCCAACUACAAGACAAUCACCCAUGGCAAGCUACAAUAACGUAUACGGACAAGAUACGCGCGACCACAACGGCGUUCCUGAGGUUAUUCGCAACAUGGCCCAACGAAGACGACAACUGAACAACGAAGAGCCGCGAAGAAGUGCAUAUGCACAGCACCCCAACACGGUAUACCCAAAUCCUGGUCAGCCUCAACAGCAUACAUAUAACGUAGAUGUUGUUUGUGACCAAGGGAGGCAACAAAGACCAACGCAACCACCAUCGCAACAAUCUAUGUUUACGGCCGCCGCGCAACAGACGGUUGUUGCACCGCCGCACCCUUACACCGUUGCUACCAACAACUGGGAAUACCCUGGUCAAUAUCAUCAACAGUAUUACCAGCAGCAYAUACCACCACCGGACCAACAACAUCAUCUCAUGUACGGGCAACAGCAGGCACCGCGGCAUSUAACGAGAGAUUAUAACAGAAGACGACUUCAUUAUCAGGCACGGCCUCGCGAUAGUAGAUAUUACACAGAUCACCGUGUUGACAAGAGUGAUCGCAGUAGAUACAACGGCGAUGGUAGAUUUAACGCGCAACAAGACAAUCGCAACAUCAGACCGGCUCAGUCGUAUACGCGACACGGUCACCGGACAUCACCACCAUCGCGACGCGUUGAAAGCAGCGGACCAACAACAACUCCUGUAAACAACCCGACCACCUCUUCAACAUCACAACACCAAAGGAGAGGUUAUCAWUUAAAACGGCAACAUUUUGAAACAACAAAGACCCAACAACGUCAGAGCGGUACAGCAUUAGAAAAAUCAACAACAAGGCAACAACAAAGAGUUGAGGAGACGACGUCGCAUAUACAUCGCCGCAAACGCAGCUGGUUAAAACCACAAUCGAGUAAAUACGAGGAGUCAUCUUCCAAACGCAUUGUUACCCCGCGCGGCAAUAGAGAGCACGCGUCUUCUUCCGAUAGCUCAGCAACAUCAGACUCGUCCGACGAUGACGAACCCGCGCCAAAAAAACCCAAGUCUGUGGUGUCGCGUAAAGCGGCAAAGCUUGAUACAAGUACAUCUGAAUCAUCAUCCUGCUCAUCAUCAUCAUCAUCAUCAUCGGACUCUGACACUGAUGACGAUGGCUCCGGUCCAGUAAAGAACUUCUGA
Messenger RNA from Austrofundulus limnaeus, 1509 nucleotides. Its product is annotated as suppressor protein SRP40. Lineage: Eukaryota; Metazoa; Chordata; Actinopteri; Cyprinodontiformes; Rivulidae. Bases 382 to 1509 code for a protein of 375 amino acids. The transcript has 3 exons. The record is from RefSeq and is a predicted model, not a curated record.